CAAUGGAAGAUAUGAGAGAUUCAACAGCAAUGCCACAGAUUGUGAAGAUUGUGAGGUUGGUUGUUAAGUUUCAUCCGCUAUUGACAGUGACCAAUCUAAUCUUUGGGAUAAUAUUUCUACAUGAUUGGAUUGAAGAGGAGGUGAGCAAUCAAUGGAAAUUUCUCAAGGUGUGUUGCCAAUCAACAAUGAAAGCUUUGUUGGAUCCAAUUACAAAGAAGAUGAAGAAUCUGUCAGAAGCCCUCCAAAGGCAGUUCAAUAACGAAGCGCCAAAGGGUCAUCUAAAGGCCAAGCUGAUAGGUAAACUCGCCCUCUUCUCCGCUGCAUUUCUUCUAUUGGAUAUAGACUUUGGAGUGAACUCCGAAUUCUCCGUGGAAGCUGCAGCUAUGCCAUAAAUUCAACAUCAAACUUCACCUCCUUUAUGCUAGCUCUUCUUUUUAAAAAAUUUUAUGAUAAUUCUUUGAGGAGCCUCAGUUUUAUGUUGUGCAUUGCAAUUUUUUUUCUAUGUUUGUUGGUGGUAUUACGACCACGAACAGACCUUGGGAUGUUUAGUUUUAUCACUGGAGUCAUUGGAUCCAUUACUUACAACCGAUACGAGUUCAAGUUUCCAACGUGGAUAAUUGCCUCCAUUUGUUUUGUGCUAUUCAGUUUCAAGAGUUGGAUGGAUAAAUACUGGUUGGAUUU
Molecule: messenger RNA, 681 nt
Organism: Rubroshorea leprosula
Lineage: Eukaryota; Viridiplantae; Streptophyta; Magnoliopsida; Malvales; Dipterocarpaceae
Source: the annotation of a GenBank genome assembly